Messenger RNA from Dacryopinax primogenitus, 264 nucleotides. RefSeq lists its product as uncharacterized. The transcript has 2 exons. Gene Ontology annotation, cellular component: mitochondrion. Lineage: Eukaryota; Fungi; Basidiomycota; Dacrymycetes; Dacrymycetales; Dacrymycetaceae. The record is from RefSeq and is a predicted model, not a curated record. Bases 1 to 264 code for a protein of 87 amino acids. Gene Ontology annotation, biological process: mitochondrial respiratory chain complex IV assembly.
AUGUCCUGCCAACCAAUCCGUGACGAUCUCGCCGAAUGUAUUCUUCACUCAGACUGCGUCCUCAAACAAGGCAGGACACCCAGCGAUUGCCUGACGCAUCACCAGGACGAACUUCCAACCCCCUGUCAGCACUUGAGGCGAGCACUCUUUGAGUGCAAGCGGGGAAUGCUUGAUAUGCGAAAACGGUUUAGAGGAAAUGCACCGGUUGGAGAAUCAAGAGCGGGUGUCAAUGCAACACAAACUGCUGCGACAGACAAUCAAUGA